Molecule: messenger RNA, 768 nt
Organism: Meloidogyne enterolobii
Lineage: Eukaryota; Metazoa; Nematoda; Chromadorea; Rhabditida; Meloidogynidae
Source: the annotation of a GenBank genome assembly
UGUAUUCCCUCCUGCAGAAUUUUUUGAGAAAAAGUGAAAAAUUAAAAAUAAUUUCGAAUUUUUAUUUUUAAGGGACUUUAUAAAAAGUAGAGAUGUUUGGAUUAAAAGUGUUUCUAAUAUUAAAAUCAUCCCUUGCAUUACAAUCAAUUUUAAAUUAUUAUGAACCUGAAGGUUUACCUAUAGAAUCGAAACAUUGGGUAGAUAGUCUUGAUAAAAUGCUUGGAGAUUUUUUAUUUACUUGUAAUGUUAAUGAAUUUGCUUUGGCACAUAGUGAGCAUGGAGCAGAUACUUAUUAUUAUAUGUUUUCACAUCGGGCAUCUCAACAAACUUGGCCUGAAUGGAUGGGCGUUCUGCACGGUUACGAAAUUAAUUUUAUUUUUGGUGAACCUUAUAAUCGGAAACAAUUUAAAUACACAAAAGAAGAACAAGAAUUGAGUUCUCGUUUUAUGCGUUUUUGGGCAAAUUUUGCACGUACAGGCGACCCAAACCGCAAUCCAGACAAUUCUUAUAUUUCUGAUUGGCCUCCAUAUAAUUCAAAAACUAUGGAAUAUAUAAAUUUAACAAUAGAAUCAGAUUAUAUACAGAAAGGUGCUAAACGAAUAGGCACUGGUCCAAGAAGAAAACAUUGCAAUUUUUGGAAAUUUAUUCCAAAAUUAAUUUCUAUUUCUGCUGAUUUGGGAGAAUCUUUUAUUAAAUGGAAGCAACAAAUGGAUAGAUGGGAAAAUGAUUAUAUGCCAGAAUGGGAGGCAAGAAAAUUUAUUUUUUAAA